AUGUCUUCGCACAUGCCCGGCGGUUCCAUUGCUCAGGGCUCUUCGGAGAAGUCUCAGCAGGCCAUACACUACGGCCAACAUCAUUUUGCUGAUGGCGAACCGGGACCUUCCGCCGGUCUUCAUGGUUCUGGUCUUGCAACUGGGCUAGUUGAAGGCAUAGCCGGCCUUCUAGGAGGUUGUUGCCAAACGUGCUUCUCUCCUUGUACAUUUACUGUUCCUGAGGGGUACCAGCUCGUUCCAGCACCAAGUGCCUUUGACUAUGGAGCUACCACCGGUUAUGAGGUCGAGAAACGGCCUUCAGUGAACGUCGCUCAACAGGAUGUCUAUGUACCGACAACCAUACCGCCCAACGAGUCCACCGCAUUUUCGAGCGCAGACUCUGGGCUGAUGGGCACCUACGUGACGAGCUAUCAGUCUGCACAAGAAAGCCCGAACCAGGCUCUGACUGCACCGCCUGCUGUAUCCGACAACAUGGUAUACACUGACAUACCGGUGCCUACCUACUACACCAAUGCUCCAAAUGCCUCCGCUCCCGACGCUUCUCAAAACUCGUCGGGCAUCACCAGCCAUCCUGCGCCCACGAAUGAUUUGCUCUCAACUCCAUACAAUGCUGCACUCGUAGGUCCAUCUCUACCUCCAACCAUGCAACAUCAACGGGAUCUGGCCGCAGUGGCCUCGGAAUAUCCGUAUGCCAUGCCGGAAAUGUGCGUCAAGGAUGAGGACAUCGGGCAAUCGGGCUCGGCUUCUCGGCUUGAUAUCGUCUACUCUCAUCAGCGAGCCCCGGCCUCGAAGCGUGGACCGUUCAAGGAUAUCAGGCAGCGCCAGGAGACGGCCAACACCAGGAAGAUUGGAUCGUGUGUGCGCUGCAAGAUGCAAAGAAUUCGCUGCGUACCGGAUCCCGACGAUGAAACCGCGUGCUGCCUUACGUGCAAGCCCAAAGCGAACAGUAUCCACCACAAGCACCUCUCUCGUCUCCCUUGUAUCCGUGCGAAGCUCACUGACGUCAAAUGCAUGAAGCCGGGCCAGGUGCAUGGGUUUGAAUGGACGCUGCGCUGGGGAGACAACGGCCCUGUAGACAAUAUCGCCAACUGGGCGUCUUCGGAUGUGAAGAUAAUCAGAGUGACGGAGGGCUACGCGCGGGGGAUGUCGGUGCAGCUUCACGUGCGUGAAUUCAUUCCUCAGCCAGGCGACAAGCUGGAGCGUUCUUGGGUGGGACCGGAUGGUUCGAAGAAGUCGGUCCCGAUCCCCCCCUACGCCAUAACCGACCUCGACGAAGCCCAGGCAGCGUACCAGGACUACAUCAAAAGGGGCGUCGUCGACUGCUUCUCGUCGUUAGUUGAGGGCGUAAUGGGCGCCCGGGAUCAUCUACUCUUCACAACUUAUAGCAAGGCUUGGCAGCUUUCUCAAGAUCCGAGAAUCUCCCCAGAAGAGCGGGAGCUUUUGACGCAAACUUUGGAGCUGUGGGUGGCGGUUCGCUUAACCACAAAGUCGGUGGAGAUUGUCGGAAACGAGACGCUCGGCAUGGACCGCAACAUCCUGGACAACAGCAGCCCACAGCAUGGAAAGAUCCCUCUUCCGCCAGUCAUGGGCGCCCAGCUGGACUUAGUCCUCAUCCAGCAUAUCCAGACGAGGCUCAGACGCGACAUGCUGGAGAAACUCCAGAAGAUGACCCAGCAAAACAAGCAGAAGACGUGGCUGACAACGUACCUGGUGACAUUCAUACUACUACACAACAUUGCGCUUCUGGCAAACCACGAUGCAUCUUACGCCAGAAAACACGGGAUGAAGACAAAGUUCGCUCGAGAGGCGGAUGUCCAAGAGUAUCACUGGGGAGGCACGAUUCUUCUGGCAUACUUCCACUACUGCAACAAGAACGUGGCCCCGUUUAGCGAAGACUGCAGAGAUCAGGAUUUGCGACAGCUGGCUCAAUUGGACGAACAAGCGAUCCAAUUUGUUCACUGGACUCGAUCACAGGUCAUGGCACACAGAAACGAGUGGGACGAGCUUUACGAGGACAACGCAUACGAGAAGCCAUACUUUUUCGUCAGUCAACUCUUCCAGCGAGACUGGCGACCCCAAGACUGGUCAGCCCAUGACCUGGAACCCCGAAACUUGGAAAACUGCGCAUGUUAG
Messenger RNA from Colletotrichum siamense, 2133 nucleotides. It is a transcript of the gene SAT20, whose product is annotated as Satratoxin biosynthesis SC3 cluster transcription factor SAT20. Bases 1 to 2133 code for a protein of 710 amino acids. The record is from RefSeq and is a predicted model, not a curated record. NCBI's taxonomy places the organism in Eukaryota, Fungi, Ascomycota, Sordariomycetes, Glomerellales, Glomerellaceae. The transcript is spliced from 6 exons.